AUGAACUCCAGCUCCCAAGUUUUUAUCACCAAAACUCUCCUUGGAGAAUACCAGGACAUUCUGGCCAUUUCCUGUGACAGCUUUGACGAGGACACCAACCAGACUAUUGGCAGAGCCCAUGGCAGGAAGAGCCACCUGGACAACCUCUUCAAGGUCCGUGACUGGUGCCGGAAGUACAAAGUGGCGUUCAAAAUCAACUCUGUGAUCAACACCUUCAAUGUGAAUGAAGACAUGAGAGAAAACAUCACAGAACUCAACCCUGUACGCUGGAAGGUGUUCCAGUGUCUGCUGAUCGAUGGCGAGAACAGUCUGAGGGAGGCAGAGAGGUUUCUCAUCAGCGACCAGUAUUUUCAGGUCUUCCUGGAAAGGCACAGCAGCAUUAGCUGCCUGGUACCAGAGGCCAAUCAGAAGAUGAGAGAUUCCUACCUCAUUCUGGAUGAAUAUAUGCGUUUCCUGGAUUGCCGAGAGGGGAGGAAAGAUCCAUCCAAGUCCAUCCUUGAUGUUGGCGUGGAAGAGGCCAUUCAGUUCAGUGGCUUUGACGAGAAGAUGUUCCUAAAGAGAGGAGGGAAAUAUGUGUGGAGCAAAGCUGACAUGCGGCUCGAGUGGUGAUCCACACAUUAUAAUCAGUUAUUGCUGUCACGCCCUGGUCUUAGUAUUUUGUGUUUAUAUAUUUAUUUGGUCAGGCCAGGGUGUGACAUGGGGUUA
Oncorhynchus tshawytscha (Chinook salmon) is the source of this 705-nucleotide messenger RNA. Its product is annotated as radical S-adenosyl methionine domain-containing protein 2-like. The transcript has 5 exons. Gene Ontology annotation, biological process: positive regulation of immune response; defense response to virus. The record is from RefSeq and is a predicted model, not a curated record. Gene Ontology annotation, cellular component: endoplasmic reticulum; mitochondrion. The coding region runs from base 1 to 609 and encodes 202 amino acids. NCBI's taxonomy places the organism in Eukaryota, Metazoa, Chordata, Actinopteri, Salmoniformes, Salmonidae. Gene Ontology annotation, molecular function: 4 iron, 4 sulfur cluster binding.